AUGAUUUAUUAUUUAUUGCUUCUGAACCUGGCCAGUGCUUAUACUUCUCGUGAAUAUUACGGAUGGAAGCAUGAUUCAAUUCAUUUGCCAAAGAAAACGACUACAACCACUGCGCAGCCACGCCAAAGUAGCUUCCAUAUAGACGAGGACGACGCCUGUUCUACUGAUUGGAAUCACAGAAAAAGUGUUUUAUCGGACAUCCUCAGGGGCUAUGAUAAAACGGUGGUCCCUUCCAACCAGAGUGUAACUGUUAACGUUGAGCUUACUGUUCAGGUAAAAAAGAUGACAAUUGUGAUUACGGUAAUCUUUAGGACAUUUCUUCAAUCUCCGAGAUCACAAGCUCCUUUAUUGCGGAUGUUUGGUUCAGCCAGAUUUGGAGAGAUCCGAGGCUAGAAUACCAUAAAUAUAGUUGUAAAUCGAAUCUAUCAUUGGACAGCUCUGUGGCCGAUAAAUUAUGGACACCAAAUGUAAGGUUCCUGUUACGUAUUACAAUCAAAUUGAAGGUUUGCGUGGUCAACAGUAAACACACGGAAGUGCAUCGUUCUCCCACCAACAAUGUGCUCCUUAUCGUCUUUCCGAAUGGGACAAUCUGGCUGAAUUACAGAGUUAGAGUAAGCGGACCCUGCUCUUUUACUCUCAGUAAAUUCCCAUUGGACGAACAGGUAAGUAACCGUUCUAGAAAACAAAGCAAAAUGAGCAUUUCCUAAUGCACGUAACACAAGAAAUCUUUCCAGGAAUGUGUCCUAGUCUUUGAAAGUUAUUCUUAUAACAUCGCUGAAGUCAGAUUGCAAUGGCAGGAAUGGAAUCCGGUCACGAUCGCGGAUUCCGAGACCCUAAAGCUUCCAGAUUUUCUGUUUACCAAUGUCAGUUACGAGCACAAUUUGAAUGAGUAUACAGCGGGGAGUUGGGAUCAGUUGAGAGUCAUCUUCAGGUAAACAUAAGGUAGUAUCUUGGCGAUAUCUUUAGUUUCAAACGUCUUUAUGGCUACUAUGUCCUCCAAAUGUAUCUUCCGACGUAAGCGAAUAUUCUUGAUACCAUUUGUUUAAUUAAAAUCCAGAUAUUUGUCUGUGUUUAUCUCCUGGAUCGCCUUCUGGAUCGAUUCCACCAGAUCCGGCUCAAUGCCAGCCAGAAUUACUUUAGGCGUUAGCAGUCUGAUGGCCUUAAGUUUUCAGAUGGGAAAUGUAGUCAAGAAUCUCCCGAGGGUUUCUUUUGUAAAAGUAAGUAUUAAUCAUGGUAAGUGACCUUCAGGCAAUCGAUCUCUGGUUCUUCGUUUGUAUUUUAUUCAUAUUCUUGUCGCUGGUUGAACUGGCAGUCGUCGAAUUCGUUGAUAAAUUGGCUAAGAAUCAAUUUAAAAAGUACGAAAAAUGGGCGAAAACCAGAAAUUCCAUCGGAAAAGUAUCAAAGUGAGUUUAAAUUUCGCGAAAAGGUCACUUUUUGGUCAGUUCUUGUAAGAAAAGUCCCUUUUGGUUCUGAGUUGGUCAUUUAAACUUGUUUUUUUCUCACGGUGAUAUUUAAUGCAAUUUUUGACGACUCAAAAAUGUUAAUGGAAUUACUCUGCAAGACUAAUGAAAGCCUUUCUAGACUAACAAUACCUCCACCUGAGACGCGAAAACUUAGCAUUCAGACUCACGAGACGACCCUUCCUCGAGAUUCACUCGGCGUUUGGGAUGAGCAAGAACAAAGCCCGUUUCCGCGCAACGGGAAAAACAUUCGGCCUUCCAGACCUUCGCUGAUCGUCGAAUCAAAGAGGUAACAGCCUCGGGGAUAAUAAAAUGAUCUCUCCUCAUCUACAGAUCGAGUUUACUCUCCUUUGAACCUGUGGUGCCUCUGAAUCCCCGGAAGGCGCAUUCUCUGAGUGCUCAAGUGGAUGCCUUCUCAGCCAAGGCCUUUCCCGGCGCCUUUGCCUUGUUUAACGGUAGAGUCAACCUACUCUAAAGUCACAUUUUCAGUCUUCUAUUGGUGGUACUAUCUGAGUCAGGAAAAGGUCCCCCAAUAA
This is a messenger RNA of Bursaphelenchus xylophilus (pine wood nematode), 1996 nucleotides long. Lineage: Eukaryota; Metazoa; Nematoda; Chromadorea; Rhabditida; Aphelenchoididae. The record is from the annotation of a GenBank genome assembly.